Messenger RNA from Staurois parvus, 461 nucleotides. The record is from the annotation of a GenBank genome assembly. Lineage: Eukaryota; Metazoa; Chordata; Amphibia; Anura; Ranidae.
UUGAGAGAUAUCAAGGACCCCAGAGUAUGGAGGAAGAAUGGAUAGAGCCCAAGAACCCCGAGUAUUGGCGGAAAAGAAUGGAGAGGCACAAGGGAACCCCGAAUAUGGAGGAGAGAAUGGAGAGGUUCCAAGGACCCCGAGUAUGGCGGAAGAAUGGAGUAGGCACAAGGACCCCCAGUAUUGGAGACAGAAUGGAGAGAGCCUCAAGGACCCGGUGUAUGGAGGAAGAAUGGAGAGGCCCAAGGACCCGGGAGUAGUAUGGAGGAAGAAUUAGAAGAGGCCCCAAGGACCCGGAGUAUGGAGGAAGAAUGUAGAGGUCCAAGGACCCCGAGUACUGGAGGGAAGAAUGGAGAGGCCCAACGGACCCGAGUUAUGGAAGAAGAAAUGGAGAGGCCCCAAGGACCCGAGUAUGAGCUGGGAAGAAUGGAGAGGCACAAGGACCCGAUUAUGGAGGAAGAAUG